This is a messenger RNA of Phragmites australis (common reed), 655 nucleotides long. Its product is annotated as membrane magnesium transporter-like. The record is from RefSeq and is a predicted model, not a curated record. The transcript is spliced from 4 exons. Lineage: Eukaryota; Viridiplantae; Streptophyta; Magnoliopsida; Poales; Poaceae. Gene Ontology annotation, cellular component: EMC complex; Golgi apparatus; plasma membrane. The coding region runs from base 150 to 467 and encodes 105 amino acids.
GCAAACUCCAUGUUUCCUUACCCACCCAACCAGGACGGCAGACGGAUCCUGCCCUUGCAAACCAACCCACCUCCCCCCAGCCAAGCCAGGCAGCAUCGAACCGAAUCCGAGGGCAUCCUCCGCGCAGCGAGCACGAGCAGGGGGAGAAGAUGGGGAUCGGCUACGCGGCGGGCGUCCUCGGCGGCGCCCUCCUCGCCCACGCCGCCUACGCCACCAUCCAGUAUCGCGCGGUGCUGAAGAUCACGGAGGAGUUCUCGCGGCCGCCUAUGGAUGUGAUGAUGCAGUUGCUUCUGGGGUUGGCCUUAUGCAUGUGGGCAGGUCUUGCUGUUCCAACAAAGUUCCUUUCAGUGCUCCCACAUUCCGAGGAGAAUAGGAUCGUCUCUCUGCCGGCAAACCUGGAUUUCAUGAUCUUCAACCACCGCGGAAGUGCGCUGCUGUCAGACGCAGACUUGAAGCUGAAGACAUAGACGCACGUUUUCAGAUUCUGUUCUUGCCUUGUAAUCUUUGCCCUCGAGGAGGGUCCAGUUUUUGUGUCGCCAUUUGUUUUGGGGGAAAAACCUUCCCUGACCACUAUUUAUCUACGUGGUAACUGUAGAAUUUGUGGCACUGUAAUUCUACAUUUUGUAUGGAGGUAAUUCGAGCUUCUGUUGCAGCC